Colletotrichum higginsianum IMI 349063 is the source of this 303-nucleotide messenger RNA. RefSeq lists its product as uncharacterized. The transcript has 2 exons. The record is from RefSeq and is a predicted model, not a curated record. Bases 1 to 303 code for a protein of 100 amino acids. Lineage: Eukaryota; Fungi; Ascomycota; Sordariomycetes; Glomerellales; Glomerellaceae.
AUGAAGUUGUCCAACCUCGUCCUUGUCUCGGGCUUCUUGCUCUCUGCCAGUGCGAGCCCCAUCCCAAGCCGCCACGCCGCCGUGGAUGCCGACCUGGCUUACAACAAGCCUUCCGCCAUUGCCCGAGCGGAGGUAGACGCCGAUCUGGCUUACAACAAGCCUUCCGCCAUUGCCCGAGCGGAGGUAGACGCCGAUCUGGCUUACAACAAGCCUUCCGCCAUUGCCCGAGCGGAGGUAGACGCCGAUCUGGCUUACAACAAACCUUCUGCCAUUGCCCGGGAUGAGGCCGCCGCCCUGGCUUGA